ACCAGGGUCAAAGUGGGGGCAGGCAGGGCAAGAUGGGCAAGGAGAUAGCCAUAUAUGGGAAGCAGGAGGCGAUGCCUGUGGCAGGAGGCGUGUUGUGGCCUCCGAUGCCGCGUGCAGCGCCUCUGGAUGGUAUCGGUGGCGUGUUCGGUGACGAUGGAGGUGACAUCGGUGACGAUGUCCGGGCGGAACACGUGGGCGACGCCAGAGGGAGGAAUGGGCUUGGCCUUGGCCGGGCGGCACUUGACGCAGAAAACACCAGAGAGUGGACAAGCAGAGAGGACAUGCUUUGUUCUUCACAUGGUGCUGUCGUGGUGGUCCUGGCUCUGUUGGUGUUGGCGGUAGUGGUCGGCCAAGUCGCGGCGCUGCCGGUACCAGCGGCGUCGGUCUGUGACUCGCUCGAGUCGCUCUCGGGCUCGUGCGCAUCGGCGUGCUCGGGCAUGGGCAUGAUCCUCCACCGGACUUGCCGGACGGGCUGCCCACCGCAGGUUGGCGUCGCUUGUCGCCUCCGAUGGCUGAUGGCAAACUUUAUGGUCGGCCAGCCGCACGCUGCGAAGAUGCUUCCGGCGGCGUUUGAGGCGUGGCGGUCGGGAGCCGAUGGCGCCCUGUGUUGUUUAUGGCCGGCGAUCACGGGACGGGCAAGUCGACGGCGGCAUCGAUUCUGGCGCAUGCUAUGUUUCCGCAGCGUGGCGAGUCGCAUACACUCGCUCGCGAGGACGGGUUGCUCCCUCUUGGCGUGCUCAAGCGCGACGGCUGGUCGUUCAAGCUCCGGCCGCAGAGCGACGGCGCGCCGCCGCCGCGUGCAGCGGUUGACGCGCUCAUUGACGAGAUUUAUGGCGAUGUGGUGGCACAGCUCCGGGUCUGCCCCUCGUCGCUCAUCAUCUUUGACGAGCUCCACAGGGUCCACCCGGACAUCAUCCGGUCGCUGGCGCGGUUUACCGAGACGCCGUACGUGAUGGAUGGCGGCGAACGGGUGCAGACGUCGCGGGCGGUCUUUGUCUUUAUCUCUGAUUUUGGCAAAGAGUCGAUGUCGGCUCAUGACACGUACGAUGAGCUUGUGGUGCGGGUCCGCAGCCUCGUCAACGCCGUGUACGGCACUGCUGCCGACGCGGGCGUCGACGUCAACCGAAUGUUCUCUUACGCCAUCCCGUUCCUCCCGCUUGAUCACGAGGCGCUGUUGGGAGUGGCGGCGAUUGCGCUCGCGGAGCUAUCAUCGCAUCCGGCGCUGGUAGAGCGUGGCGUGGUCGACGUUGUGAUCGAUCCAGGAGUCCGACACUAUGUGGUCCGGCACGCGCUCGACCCGUCUGCACUCCGGGAGUCGCGGUAUGGGCGCGGUGUCCGCGAGGCCGUCCGCGACCAUGUCAUGCUCCGACUCCUUGCUGCUGUCCCACUCUCUGCUACCGAGACUAGUCCGCUGAGCUCGAGCUCGGGCGCCGUGCUGUGGCUUUCACGGCUGUUGAGCAUGUUCGUCACACCGCGGACGCAACCGCUUUACCUCCACAUCACUGGCGGCGAGAGCCCUGGCUCGGACAUCUUCAUCCACUCGUACACCUCGCAUGCGGUCUUCUGCCGCGACACGAGCCAGGUCCGCGCUCUCAUCGCCAGCGAGCGUGCCGCCCUUCUGCAUAUUAUCGCCUUUGGGGUGGCCUACGGUCCGCCACUCCCGCCGGCCUCGGUCCUCGCUCUCGCCCGCUCGUCCAAGCGGCUGUACUACGUAUUUCUGGCGGAUCCGUUUGCGGCGGCGCGGAUGCACACAUCACUUGAUCUUGAUCUGACGGUCCGCUACAACCUGUGGUUCGCCACACGGUCGAUUUUGAGGGCGCAGCUGAAGAUGAGUCGGAAGCAGGCCGUGGCCGAGGCCGGACCGUCGGCCUCCCUGGUCUCUGCGCCGUCACCCGAGUCGCAGCGAGGACAUCUUUUGGGCGAAGUUGUUUCGGAGGUGCGGUAUCGGUGUGGGCUGGGACCGCGGCGGGCGCACCGGAGCCGAGCCGAGCGGAUGCGGGCGCUGCCGCGCGGACGAUCGUACCUGGGGCCGGCGUCGCCGCCGCGAUUCGUGAUGGAGGCUAUGUCGUCGUUUGAGACGUGGCGGCCGUGGGAGGUGCGACGGCCGGAGGCGCCGCCGUGGGCAGCGCCGGUGGAUGUUGGCGGGCGAUGGGCACGGCCGUCGUCGAUCCACGAGUACGCGCUUUGGGGUGCGGUCGCGGUGGCGUCGGGCUCGCUCCAGGCGCCGGCGGCGCGUGAUGUGGUCGAUAUUCUCCUCAUGGCUUCGGUCGAGAAAGACUCGUGGGAGCUCGGUGCAGCGCUGGUGCUGGCGGCCGAGGCCGGUAACUUUGACAUGGCAGCGGAGCUGCUGGAGCACGAGUCGUGCGCGGUGGCGACUCGCGAGUACGCCGCAGUGGUGGCGGCGGCGGCGGCUGAUCGCGGCAACUUGCUGGCGCGAAUGCUGGAGCGAGUCGGUGGCAAGUACGAUUUUACAACCGGGAACCGGGCACUGGCAGCAGCGGCGGCGGCCGGAUCGUGUGACGCGGUGGCGGUGCUACUCGCCGAUGGCCGGAUUGAUCCGGAAGCGGACGGGCAGCGGGCGCUGGAGGCGGCAACGCGUGCCGGCCACGCAGUAGUGGCUGCCCAGCUUGUGACCGACCCGCGAUUCGAUGCCAACCACGCGCAGGGCGCGGCGCUUGUGUCUGCGGCGCUCCAUGGGCGCGACGAGGUGGCGGCGCUGCUGCUGGCUGCGCCGACGAUCGAUCCGGACGUGCGCGGCGGUGAGCCGCUGCGGGUGGCGGCACAGGGUGGGCAUGCUGGUAUUGUGGCGCUCCUUCUCGGCGACAGCCGGGUGGAUGUGGCACGCGAUGGGUACGCGGCGUGGGCCCUUGCUGCAGUCUCUGGUAGCGCGGAGACGGUCGCGGUGUUCCUCGCUGACGGGCGAGUUGAUCCGAAUGUGAGCGACGGGUACGCGCUUGUUCAUGCGGCUGAGCUGGGGCAUGUCGACGUGGUUCGCGCAUUGCUCGGCGAUGUGCGGACGGAUGCAAGCGUGCGUGGAUACGAGGCGCUCAUUGCGGCCGCGUGCAAUGGGCACGGCGCCGUGGUGGCGCUUGUGGCAGGUGCCGGUCCGGUGCCGGCAGUGGUGCUGGCUCAAGCGCUCGAGUACGCAGGCGAUGAGGGCCACGACGAGGUUGUAGCGAUGCUAGCGGGGUGGAAGACAGGGGAGCAGGUGUAAUAUGGUGUAGCUGGACGGAAUGAGGCUAAAGGACCUUGACGCCAAG
Thecamonas trahens ATCC 50062 is the source of this 3260-nucleotide messenger RNA. RefSeq lists its product as uncharacterized. Gene Ontology annotation, molecular function: protein binding. Lineage: Eukaryota; Apusomonadida; Apusomonadidae. The transcript has 2 exons. The coding region runs from base 614 to 3214 and encodes 866 amino acids. The record is from RefSeq and is a predicted model, not a curated record.